Messenger RNA from Leptosia nina, 1332 nucleotides. Lineage: Eukaryota; Metazoa; Arthropoda; Insecta; Lepidoptera; Pieridae. The record is from the annotation of a GenBank genome assembly.
AUGGAAGAACAGUCAAAGGAAGAAGAACUCCUCCAACUGCGUUUGGAGUUAUUGAAGCUACAGCAGAAAGUAUCUUCGUUGGAGGGACACAUCCCAAACGAAGAUCCACUGGGUAGCAAAACAAACGGUGGUACAAGUUCACCGGCGGGAGCUGCGCAAGAAAGCGAGAGUGACUUAUCCAAACUGGCCUCCGCUAUUAUGGCAGCUAUUCAACCAGCUGAAAUGAUGUGUCAGCAUAACCUCGAUCUUCCGAGAUUCAACGGAUCACACAGUGAGUGGUUAGCGUUUCAAUCAGCAUAUAGGCAAACGGCAAGACAUUUAAGUGACGUAGAAAAUAUGGCUCGUCUCAGAAGAUGCCUUGUGGGUAAAGCGAAAGAAGCUGUGAGAAGUCUGCUUAUAUACCACACCAAUCCGGAAGAAAUUAUGAAAUUAUUAGAGUCUCGUUUCGGUCGACCCGACGCAAUAGCGAUUACCGAAUUAGAAUCAUUAAGAAAUUUGCCAAAACCGGGUAACACGCCGAGAGAUUUAUGUAUGUUUACAAGUAGAUUUUGUAACAUAGUAUGUAGCUUGGAAGCUUUAGGGAAGAUACAUUAUCUCUAUAACCCAGAGAUAACAAUAUCUACGAUAGAAAAAUUGUCAUCGACGCUUCAGCAUCGAUUUUUUGCAUAUGCGGCACAGCAAUCGAAACAAGAGGCAGAUUUACUAAAGUUAAAGCGAUUCUUGUGUAUAGAAGCAGAGAACUGUGCACCCUUUGCGCGACCCGAAUCAAACUUCGAGUCAGAAAAACCUCAAGCGAAGUUGCAACAAGUCUACGUGACCAAAGACCUGAGAGUGCGUAACAAUUGUGUUAUUUGUGACAAAAACGGACAUACUGUGAAUAAGUGUUUAGUUUUUAAUGAGUUGACUGUAGAUAAACGGUGGGCAAAAGCGAAAGAAAAGUGGUUAUGUUUUAGGUGCUUGAAACUGAGAUCAACAAAUCAUAAGUGCCCGACUAUUCAGUGUGGCGUCGACGAGUGUCAACGGAGCCAUCAUGCGUUAUUACACCUAAGUAACGAGAAUAACGAUAUUAGAAAUAUAGAAACCGUCGUCGCAACGUCGCGGAAGCUUAAUAACGAUCUAAACGAAAAAGCUCAAUAUCUCCUCGAACAGCACAUGCAUCAAGAGGUAGAUGGGAUUUUCGAAACGACAAAGCAAAAUCACAGUAACGCCAGCCAUCCUGAAACUUGUAACAUCGCUCAUAAAAGUAUGCAAGCGGUUGGAAUACAGUCAGAUCGUGUCUCACAACUUAAAACGAGAUACGAACAAGAAAUAAAAAAUAGACACUUAUACUAA